AGCGGCCUCCGCGCGGACAAAAUGUCGGCGGGCGGCAGCGGCGGGGCCCGGCCGGCCGGGGACACGCCCGGGGUGCGGAGAGCGGCCGGCGCCCCCCCGCCGCCCGCGGGGCCCGGCGCGCUGAGCGGAGCCUGGCUGGCUAAGGAGGAGCAGUACAAGCGACUGAAUGCAGAAUUAGAAGCCAAAACAGAAAAACUGGUGCGUCAGGCUGAAGAGCUGAUGAAAGGCCAACAGAAGAUACUAUCUCGACCAGUUUCAGUACAGUCUAAGUCACCUGAAGAUGACAGACAGAGAGAUUCACUCUUCCACUCCAGUCCUGAAGUUUCAUCUCCUACACACUCACAUGCCAAGGUAGCAAGCAAGAAGAAAUGUGUUGCUGCACCCACAGAUCAGAACAGACAGUACUCUGGAAGUAAGGGAAAAAGAACAACUUCAAGUUCAAAAAUGAGAAACAUGGAAGUGCAAAGUGCUGAUGGUGUUGCAGUACUGGAAGAUUGCAUAGGUUUUUCUUUAACAAAAGCAAUAAGCAAAGUUGAAGAAAAACUAAAGAAAGGAGUCUUACCAGAUUGUCCAGAUGAUGAUAUUAUUCCAAGUGUUGGAAACGAAAUGGGAGCAGAAGCUCAAAUCAGAUUUCUGAAGGCAAAGUUACGUGUUACACAGGAAGACCUGGCAAGUGUAGUGUUUGAAUGCAAGAAAAAGGAUGAUCAAAAUCAGAAUUUAGAAACUCGGCUUAAAGAUACCGAAGAGGAAAACACGAGACUGCAGCGAACGAUCAGCGUGCAGCAGAGUCAGACUGAGAAGUACAAAAUGUUGUCACAGGAAGCAAACAAAAAAAGUGAAGGGUUACAACAAGAAGUCAUUGCACUAGAAAAGGAACUGGAGAACCUAAAGCGGGUACAGAAGCAGGCCACAGCCAGCCAGAGUGCCACAGAGGUUCGACUGAACAGGGCCCUGGAGGAAGUGGAAAGGUAUAAAGUGGAGCUGAACAAACUGAAGCAAAGCAACAAGGAUGUAGCUAACCAAGAACUCAAAACAAUUGAAGAAUUAAAAACAGAAAACAAGAAACUGCAGAAACAAAAAGGAGAGCUAAUUACAGGUUUUAAAAAGCAGUUAAAGUUAAUUGAUAUUCUGAAGAGACAAAAGAUGCACAUUGAAGCUGCCAAGAUGCUUUCUUUUACUGAAGAGGAAUUCAUGAAAGCUCUUGAGUGGGGAAAUUAUUGAUUCCAUUAAAAAACAGCUUCUGUUUGAAAGACAA
This is a messenger RNA of Pseudopipra pipra, 1255 nucleotides long. It is a transcript of the gene TEX9, whose product is annotated as testis expressed 9. The transcript has 12 exons. The record is from RefSeq and is a predicted model, not a curated record. The coding region runs from base 22 to 1221 and encodes 399 amino acids. Lineage: Eukaryota; Metazoa; Chordata; Aves; Passeriformes; Pipridae.